This is a messenger RNA of Acipenser ruthenus (sterlet), 4982 nucleotides long. Its product is annotated as sodium channel subunit beta-4. The transcript is spliced from 5 exons. Lineage: Eukaryota; Metazoa; Chordata; Actinopteri; Acipenseriformes; Acipenseridae. Bases 673 to 1269 code for a protein of 198 amino acids. Gene Ontology annotation, biological process: cardiac muscle cell action potential involved in contraction; regulation of sodium ion transmembrane transporter activity; regulation of ventricular cardiac muscle cell membrane repolarization. The record is from RefSeq and is a predicted model, not a curated record. Gene Ontology annotation, molecular function: transmembrane transporter binding; sodium channel regulator activity. Gene Ontology annotation, cellular component: voltage-gated sodium channel complex; membrane.
GGAGGAGGGAGAGAGAGGGAUAGAGAGAAUCUGAGCUAGAGAGAGGGGGGAGGAGGGAGAGAGAAUCUGAGCUAGAGAUAGAGAGAGAAUGUGCGCUAGAGAGAGAGAAGAGGAGUCGAGCAAGGGACAGUAGAACUGAGCUAUAGUGCGUAUGAGAGGGGGGGGGAGGAGAGAGGGAUCUCAACAGUAAGUGAAUGUGAGUGAGUGAGAGAGCGUUCCUCAAUCUCAGAAGCCCGUCUGGUAAUCUCUCCUCUGUGGAACAGGAUCCAGGGCUCUCCUCUCCAGCCUCUUGCCUCCCUGUGCAUCAUCAGAACCUCCACUGUCUUCUCUGUAAAGUGAGGCAACUGUUACAACACCUCCUCCAACUCUGAGUCUGACUACAACUGCACCUCCCGGAUUGUAACCCUUCCCUGCCUGCCUGUCUGCCUGCCUGCCUGCCUGCGGCUUCAACACCUGCUGAGAAUCGUGCCUCUCCUCUCAGAGAAACACUGCUCUACCUGCGCACCCCUCUCCUGUCUCCUGUUUAGGAGGGAUCUCUUCUCCUCUUUAUUGAUUUCUACUGCCCCCCCUCACCUCCUUCCCUCUAUUUACAGCUGGUGUCUGAAAGCUCAGGGUGAACAUGAAGGCAGGCAGGACCGGGUCUCUCUUGUGGAGUUGGGUUCAGCCAGAAGAAUGGAUUUUCAAAGGGCUCCUUCUAACUCUGCUGCUCGGAGUGUGCUGGUCCCCGGGGGCUCUCUCUCUGGAGGUGUCUGUUGGGAAGAUACCGAGCCUGGAGGCUCUGAACGGCUCCGACGUGCUCCUGCCCUGCAGCUUCACCAGCUGCAUCGGCUACGAGGACCUGCUCUUCAGGUGGUCCUACAACAGGAACGGCACCUUGGAGCUGAUUACCGUGUGCAGUUCGCUGGCACCUCGAAGACAAACAACAUCUCCAUCAUCCUGUUAAACGUGGACUUCGAGGACUCCGGACAGUACAUCUGCUACGCCAAGAAUCCCAAAGAGAAGAACCGUGUGCACCGAGCGACCUACACGCUCCUCGUCGUGUCUGAGAUGAAAGUAGUAGAUAAAACCCUGACCACCAUCAUUGCUUCAGUGGUGGGAGGGCUGAUUGGGUUCCUCAUUGUGUUUCUAUUGGGCAAGAAGCUCAUCCUCUUCGCCAUCGCCAAAUCCCGAGAAAGGAAGGAGUGCCUUGUAAGCUCCUCAGGGAUUGACAACACAGAGAACGGACCGACAGGAACCAAAGGCAAUAAGAAGCCAACACCAAAGGCAUGAAGAACAUGUUCCAAUACAUAGUCUUCGAGCUAUACAAAGAGUGCAGAUAUAGAAUAGAAUGUAAUAUAAUAAUAAUAAUAAUAAUAAUAAUAAUAAUAAUAAUAAUAAUAAUAAUAAUAACAGCAAUGGACUAUUUUCCUUUUUAAAAAAAGAAAUAUUAUUGAAAUAAAAAACAUUAAUCAAUAAAUAUAUUCCUAUUUUAAAUGAGGGUUGCUGGUAGAGUUUCCCUUGUAGAAGCCUGCGCUGGGCUGGGCUGGGCUGGGCUGGGCUGGGUCUGGAGGUGAUUCCGUCCAGCGCAGGUCUUCCUGCUCUUUGCUUGAGAUAAACACAGUGCCUGUAAUGCUACACGACUCCCCCUGCUGGCGGAAGCAAUUACUGCUAUUUAAAAAAAAAAAAAAAAAAAAAAAAAACGACUAAUCUUUUUUUUAUUAUUAUCCUAGAAUCCUAUAUCCAAUAUAAGCGAAUGAUAUUUUUUAAAUGCUGCUUCAUUAACCAAUGCAUUUUUUAGCAUGUAAAAUUUUAAAAAAAGAUUUUAUAUGAACGACUUCCAGAAUAUAUUUUUCUUUCUCCUUGUUUUGAAACCUUACUCCGUCUGUCUGAGAAAAUAGUGCGUUUUUAAAUCGUUGCUCAGCAAUGCUGAAAACGUGGAGCGACUCCCUGACGCGUUACCACGAGCCUGCCUGCUCUUUGAUUGCUGGAAUGGAUUCCUGACGCAUCACAGUGUAGAGAGAGCUGAGCUGCAGCGCUAUGCCUGGGCUCAGUGCAGAGCGCAUUCCCGCUGCUUGGAUGUUAUCCCAGUUCUGUGUUCCUGCAAAGCAGCCCGGGUUGCGAUUGAAACUCGUUUAACGAUCUCUGUGUCAGUGAGCAGCAGGGCGUUCACACAGGCAGGGCUGCCGGGGACACACAGACAGACACACUGUCCCUGCCUGAGGAGAAACCACCUGGGAAAUGCACCUCGUCUCACUGAGCGGACGAGGCUAUGCGAGAUUCAGAUGUAGAUUUACUAGAAGUUUUAUGGAAAAGGGAGAGCCGUAUUAAAAAACGUUUUCUUUAAAGAAAAUCUGGUCAAGUUAAAGAGUACCCACUUGAGUUUAAGAAGGAGGUUGCUUCAGGGAAAAUGAUAUCGCAUUCAUCUUGAGUCUCUCCUGUAGCGCUGAGAUUAAGCACUCAGUUUAGUUUGUGUAUUGUGGUCUGUCCAGACCCAGCCCUGUGUGUGAAGCUCUGCUGUCUCUCGCAAUAAUAAUACUGCCCCUGGACAGGUGAGCUGGGGUCAGUCUGUGCUGCUGGGGUCCUGGGCACGGCUGCCUCAUUGCUGUACCUCAGACAGCACAGCGCUCACAGUGACCUCGCUACACAGCACCGCUAUAUUAGUGCUGGAACGCGCAAUGUCUACGAUUGGGUUUGUAACACAGGAGUUUGUCUGGCCAUUUGAAAAAAAAAACAUUUUGCAAAAUUGUCACUGGAGCAAAAAUGCUUUCUAGGAUGUAUGGUAAAGGUGUGUCCCCCGCUGCAGCUCAGGUGUGCCCCCAGCCUCACCGUGUCAGAGUGCUCUGUGUGGUUAAGACUGUAUUACACUGUGUACCUUGUGCUGUUCUGGUUGCGAUUCAGCUGAGCCUCUCUGCGCUUCUCUCUGCUCUCUCAGCUCCAGCAGUCUGAUCAAGCCAGGGAAUGCAAAAGCACCUGGGCAUAAGCACACCUGCACACAGACACACCUGCACACAGACACACCUGCACAGACACACCUGCACACAGACACACAGACACACCUGCACACCUGCACACAAACACACAAACACACCUGCACACAAACACACCUGCACACAGACACACAGACACACCUGCACACCUGCACACAAACACACAAACACACCUGCACACCUGCACACAGACACACCUGCACACCUGCACACAAACACACCUGCACACAGACACACCUGUACACAGCUCUCCCUUCCUGUCUGCCUAACCUCUGACCUCCUGACUUUAGAGAGCCCCAAUCCCAGCUACCAGGGGGAGGGGCUAAGCUUCACAAAGACCCAAUCAGCAGCCAGUACACGUUCUCUCUUUCAAUGGUCUUAUUUUCCGCUGUGGGUAAAUGGCCCAUGUGAUCCAGGUACCAUGGAGGGGAGAUCUGCAUGCAGUUUGUCCAUACAGGAAAAUACAGCCCUGUCUCAAUAUUCAAUUCAAUUCAAACAGGCUUUAUUGACGUUGUAAGAUAUUGUAGGUUUUGCCUUUGGUUCUCAGGGUAAAUCUAAAAUAAAUACACAGAUAAUUAAAUCCAGUGACUCCAGACUGAGCUGACCCAGCCAUGCCCCUGUGCAGACUGCAGAGAACUGGGAGAUGAAAGGCUGGCAGCUAUUGAGGCUCAUGGCAUGGAUUAGACCAGCGUCACAUGGCAGAAAUCAUACUGUUUAUUUUUACAUUCAAAUAUUAUUAUUAUUAUUAUUAUUAUUGGUGGUGGUAUUUCUAAUACAGAUGUCCUCAGUACUGUACUGUAUUGAAUGUGCUGGCUCUCAGAUCCACAGCGCUGAGUUCUCUAUACUGUACUGUAUUGAAUGUGCUGGCUCUCAGAUCCACAGCGCUGAGUUCUCUAUACUGUACUGUAUUGAAUGUGCUGGCUCUCAGAUCCACAGCGCUGAGUUCUCUAUACUGUGCUGUAUUGAAUGUGCUGGCUCUCAGAUCCACAGCGCUGAGUUCUCUAUACUGCACUGUAUUGAAUGUGCUGGCUCUCAGAUCCACAGCGCUGAGUUCUCUAUACUGUACUGUAUUGAAUGUGCUGGCUCUCAGAUCCACAGCGCUGAGUUCUCUAUACUGUACUGUAUUGAAUGUGCUGGCUCUCAGAUCCACAGCGCUGAGUUCUCUAUACUGUAUUGUAUUGAAUGUGCUGGCUCUCAGAUCCACAGCACUGAGUUCUCUAUACUGCACUGUAUUGAAUGUGCUGGCUCUCAGAUCCACAGCACUGAGUUCUCUAUACUGUACUGUAUUGAAUGUGCUGGCUCUCAGAUCCACAGCGCCGAGUUCUCUAUACUGUACUGUAUUGAAUGUGCUGGCUCUCAGAUCCACAGCGCUGAGUUCUCUAUACUGUACUGUAUUGAAUGUGCUGGCUCUCAGAUCCACAGCACUGAGUUCUCUAUACUGUACUGUAUUGAAUGCGCUGGCUCUCAGAUCCACAGCACUGAGUUCUCUAUACUGUACUGUAUUGAAUGUGCUGGCUCUCAGAUCCACAGCGCUGAGUUCUCUAUACUGUACUGUAUUGAAUAUGCUGGCUCUCAGAUCCACAGCUCUGAGUUCUCUAUACUGUACUGUAUUGAAUGUGCUGGCUCUCAGAUCCACAGCGCUGAGUUCUCUAUACUGUACUGUAUUGAAUGUGCUGGCUCUCAGAUCCACAGCACUGAGUUCUCUAUACUGUACUGUAUUGAAUGUGCUGGCUCUCAGAUCCACAGCGCUGAGUUCUCUAUACUGUACUGUAUUGAAUGUGCUGGCUCUCAGAUCCACAGCGCUGAGUUCUCUAUACUGUACUGUAUUGAAUGUGCUGGCUCUCAGAUCCACAGCGCUGAGUUCUCUAUACUGUAUUAGAAAUAGUCACAUAUCUUUCACAAAGCUAAUCAUCACAUCAAUGUAACCAAUGUAAAAAUGUUUAACUAACAGUAAUGCAAAAAUAAGAGUUUUUAAUUUGUUACUGAUAAUAAAUGACACGUCAGGUUUUUGACUGG